Messenger RNA from Patella vulgata (common limpet), 3358 nucleotides. RefSeq names its product cyclin-J. The transcript has 7 exons. The record is from RefSeq and is a predicted model, not a curated record. Bases 737 to 1663 code for a protein of 308 amino acids. Gene Ontology annotation, molecular function: cyclin-dependent protein serine/threonine kinase regulator activity. Gene Ontology annotation, biological process: regulation of cyclin-dependent protein serine/threonine kinase activity; mitotic cell cycle phase transition. Lineage: Eukaryota; Metazoa; Mollusca; Gastropoda; Patellidae. Gene Ontology annotation, cellular component: cytoplasm; nucleus; cyclin-dependent protein kinase holoenzyme complex.
GUCAUUAUUUCGGUGCAUCUUCAGCGCAGCGGUGUUCUAAAUAUGUAGGCCUAUAGGCCUAUAAGUCACAACUGAAGUAUUUCUCAGACUAAAAGCCCUUCAAUCUAGAACAUUUGAAGUAAAGACACAGCGAGACAGAGAAUAGUUUAGCCUCGGGCUUCUAAGAACGACUGAAGUUACGCCUUCGGCUAAAAGAUUUGGACUCUCGAGUCAAGCUGACGUCACGAUAAUGCCCAAUUUUUAGUCACAUAUUUUGUGAUUGAUACUGAUAGGCAAUCACUAGGUAUAUGCCUAGUUCAUACAUGUUCAGUUGCAAGUUUUUAAAACUUGGUAAUAUAAUGACACAAACUUCUGGGCUACGUACUGCCUGAUUGGAUACGAAAUACGAAUUGGACUCUCUGGGUCUAUGAAAAAAAAAGCCACAAUAAAAAAAACAAGGUUAGACAGUUAGACCACAUGCAGUAAAGUGUGAAUAGAAAAGCAGUAUUUUUGACCAUUUGGAGCUGAAACUCACGUUGAGCUUUUGAUCUUUCAAAGUUACAGUAUCUGCAUGGUGCUACAAUUAAAACAGAAAAUAGUUUUACAUAGGCCUACACUAGAUUGGACUACAUAAGGAUUUAUAUUUCCUAAGAUUGUGUGUUUGAAGAGGCUAGCUGGACCCAAUGUUUAGAUUCAAUCAGUUGAAAGUGUCCAUCUAUUGUUCAUAUUACGUGCCACAACCGUACCAGUUGUCACCAUGAUUGAACUCGACUGGUGGAAAAAUGUCAUCGCAGCCGAUAUCUACGCCACCCUUAAACAACGAGAACAUGAAAUCCCGCAAUUUCACUGCCAGUCAUUAAAGUUAUGGAGCAGACGACAUCUUGUGGACUGGUUAUCUGUGAUUGUAGAACAACUACACAUUGACCCCAUGGCACAACAUCUUUCUGUGUACCUGUUGGAUUAUUUUCUCGAUAAAAUGGAUGUAGAACAUUGCCAUCUUUAUUUACUGGCUAUGACUUGUUUACGUUUAGCUAUAAAAUUUGAAGAGAGUUGUGAUAAAGUGCCAAGACAGGCUACUCUAAAUGCCUUCAUUCCAAAAACUUGUACAUCAGCUUUACAUGGCUAUACACCAGAUGAAUUUCUCAGUAUGGAACUAACAGUGCUUAAAUUUCAUAAAUGGCAGUUAGCUGUGCCGACUUCUGCUCAUUUCUUGCCUUAUUUUUUGACAAUUGCUGCUGAUGAAGGUGAUUUACAUAAUGGUGUUCCAAUCAUAUCAAAACAAAUAAUGUGUCAGUACAUAGAAAAACAUGCCAAAUAUUUUAUGGAGAUCUCUUUACAAGAUCAUACAUUCCGUGAUUAUAUGCCAUCAUUAGUAGCUUCAGCUUGUAUAGCAGCAGCUAGAAUCUGUCUAUUACUUACACCAACCUGGCCGAAACAUAUGAUGUUAUUAUCAGAUUAUUAUCUAGAAGAAUUAUUACCCUGUUUACAAUUAAUGCUCAGUACACACAGAAUGGAUAAAGUAAAUCAAGUAGCUCAAACUAGUCAAGUUGUUCCUUUUACAUCCAGUAUUCCAUGUACACCGUGUUUACCAUAUCAAGGUGCCUUUAUAGACUAUACUAAUCACAGGAAUUCAGUGGUGUUAGCAGGUGCUCCAGCUCUUAUCUCACAUCAGUUGCUCCGGUGAUAAUAGACCCCAUUUACUUUAAAUAGUGUACAGGUUGUGAAUGAAAGAAGUGUGAUGUAUUUAUUGUGAGUGAGUGGUACCAGUGAAACUGACACCUAUUGUCUGUGAUAUAACAACAUAUUUACAAGUUCAUCCAAACAUUAUCUGAUGUUAUAUACUGUUCAUUUAAUGUUCAUAGUUAAUCUUUCUUUAUGUGUUCAGUUUAUUCAAGUUUAAUGUGUUCAGUCAUUAGAGUAUUUAUUGAAAAAUUUGUUUUCAAUUUGGUAAAGUAAAAUAUAUUUUUGUAGCCCAAUAAAACCGUUUUUUUGCUCUCUAUAUAAUAUAUUGAAGUACUGUACAAUAUCUUUUCAAAAAACAAAUUCAGCUAUUGAGAAAAGUGUGAAUACCAGAUUGGAAACAAAAUCUGUAAUAUACUUCAUAUAAAAACUUUAGAUUAGAUUAGUUGGAUAGUGGGAUUAGUUAUUGAGAGUCCCACUUGAUUACAUGUUCAGUCAUAAUAAUAUUAAGUUACCUUGUAGAUCACUAAAAGCAUGUGUAGUACUAGUUGAUUGACACUAAUUAUUGAAAUUUUUGGCACUAUAUACUACUAAUACCUUAGAAUAAUAAAUGUAUUAUAUCCAUUAGUCAUUGUUUACACAUAGAUAUAAAUAACUUUAUUUGCACAUUUGUUUAAAAGAGUAAAUGUAUAUUUGAAAGCCAUGUAUGAUGAAAGUAUAAUAAGUCAAUGUUUAUGUUCAAGUUUUAAAUUGAAGCCGUUAAAAAUAAAUUGUAUUCUUAUAUAUUUUAUAACAUAAAUAUUGAGAGUUAUUUUGAGUUGGUGGGGGUGAUCGUAGAAUGGUUAGCACAUGCACGCUGUAUCAUAAGGUCUGUCAUUGACAAGUAGUAGGGUCACCUGUCCAACCUUGUGGGUUUCCUCCCACUGCUAAAGACCCCUACGUGCAAGCGAAUUAUUGAAAUAAAAUUGAACCAUAUGUUAGUCCCAAAAUGACCUAGUUUGUGUCGAGUGGGCAUUAAACCCCAUUUCUCUCUCUAUUUUGAGUUAAUGUAAUGUUUGAAUUAUUUUGAUUAUUGGAAUCCAUAUCUGCAUGAUUGAAAAAAAUAUCUGUGGACUAAGAAAAACAAUUUUAAUUCUGCAAAGAUGGCUAUUAGAAGGAAUUAUUGAUGUUUGGAGAUAUUAUAGGAAGCUGUUGUCAAUAAAUGUAUAGUUUUACUAAAAUAGUAAUUUCAGUGUAUUUAAAGUGUGUUUACACCAAUGAUAUAUUUUACUCUAGUCUAACAUUUGUUAAAAUUAAAUCAAUAUUUAGAGAUUCAUGAGUCACAUUUCUGAAAAUUAUCUACAAAUUAAAUGUUUCUGCUUUAAUUCUUUGAACUCUUUAUGAGAUAGUCACAUGUUAUAUACCUCCCGAUGUACUUUAAAUAUUCCAGUAUGAUAUUAGUCCUAAUACUUGCCACUGUUCUUUCAUUUUUUUAAAAGUUUUUCUCUUGAAUUGAUGUUGUUAAUCUUUUAGCUUCGCUGUUUCUGUCCAUAAUAUAUUUUAGUUUUUGUUAUACUCCUAGAUAAUUUGUAUAUAGUUUAUUGUCUAUGGUUUUAGAAAAUUUGAAUUUAACUUGUAAAUAUUGUAUAGUUCAUCAAUUCAAAAUCAGAAAAAAAUACAAAAACAGUAAUUAUGAAUAAAGAAUAAAGUUACUAUUGAA